This is a messenger RNA of Hermetia illucens (black soldier fly), 985 nucleotides long. RefSeq names its product protein CREG1-like. The record is from RefSeq and is a predicted model, not a curated record. The transcript is spliced from 5 exons. NCBI's taxonomy places the organism in Eukaryota, Metazoa, Arthropoda, Insecta, Diptera, Stratiomyidae. Bases 166 to 798 code for a protein of 210 amino acids.
UUUGCUUUGAUGGCAAGAGGCAGUAGUAAGGGUUGAUUGAAUUUGCUAUUUAUAAGCAGAUUUCUAUAAAAGAACCCCAGUCCCAUUCCCAACACCGACAGUGAAUAUUCUUAAAAUUUUACUAAAAGUUAUUGGAGUGAGAAUUAAGCCUGCAAGUUACUAAUCAUGUGGUUUUCCAAGUUUAUGAACUUGACGCUAGUAGUACUCCUCGUUACUUGCCUGACUGCAUUUGCCUUCCCCCAAAGAGGAAGUCGUCCUGAAAAUGAUCAUGCAAAAAUAGCCAGAAGACUGGUCCACAAGUCUAACUGGGCUAGUACCGGAACUAUAUCUACGGAAGAAGCCAUUAGAGGAUUCCCUAUGGUGAAUGUUAUUCUGAUCGCUGACAGUGGUGUUGACGAAGCAUCCACCGGUAAUAUCUACUUCUACUUGACACCGCUAGACUACACUGCAAAGGAUGUGGAGGGAGAAAAUAAAGUUACAAUGUUAUUAACCGAUGAACAAGACCUAUCCUGCUCGAAAAGUGGAAAUACCCCUAUGGGUCAUAAUUGUCCUCGUGCAAUGAUUUCGGGAAGAGUGAAUAAGCUUGAUCCUAAUAGCGAUGAAUACAAGCGUGCCCAAGAAGCUUUCCUUAGUCGACACCCAUCACUUUCAAGAGUGGUACUUGAUUCGGGAUCGACUUCUCCAAACCAUGGAUUCUUCCUGUGCAAACUGGAUAUAAGCAAUAUUCUAGUUUUCGCUGGGUACACUGGACCCUCGUCGGUAAGCCUUGAUGACUACUUAAAGGCAGACCUGGAGUGAAAACUUAAUGGAGCUUGAGAUCUGUAAUCCGAGUGAUAUCUAAAGUCACGUCAAAAGGGGCGUCAAAGACAAUACUUGAAUGAAAAUUUCGGAAUUGGCCAUAAAUUUCAGGAGUUUUUCCUUAUAACUGUAACUUUUGGAAAAUAAUAAAUGAGAAAAAAAAUAUACGAGAUUUUUGGUCAAGGUA